AUGGAUCAGAGUGGACACAGGAAGCAUAUCUCAAUCACAGAUGUCAAUAGACUAUUGCCACAUAUUUGUGAAGAAAACACCGUCUACGGAUCACAGUUGGAUUCAUUUCGUUACGUUUCGCAAAGUCAAACAUUUUUGAAAGACAUAUGCAACAAAAAAGAUUCCUUUUUUGUUUCGAAUGGUCCUUCAGACACACGAGUAUUCCGGCAAAAAACACCCUCAGUUGAUGAUAUCUACAAUUCUCGCCCCGGACUUUCGCUUCAUUUUUCACCUGGUACGAACGCUUCAAACACGACUAUGACGAAGAGAUUGGAGCUACUGAAAAAAAGAUGUGAGCUACGAAAAGCAGUAAGUAAAACUUCUGAGGCACCGAAUUCUAUCAAUGAUUAUGAAGAGAAUGAAAAUAUUGAUGCCUCAAUUCAAUUUCCGCGGAAUGGUACUAUCAGCUCCACUUCGAUUUCUAGCAAUGCAACAAACGCCACUUAUGUUGUCCGGCCGUUAGCACAUGAAGUUGGACGUGGCUUCACUAGCCGAUAUAAGAAAACAGAAAUGGAUAAAAAGUUAAUUCACCAAGCAGCGCUGACAUCAUGGCUGAAUUACCUACUUGAUGAAAGUAGUGAUGCCACUGAUAAUAGCGAAAUUUCAAUUAAAAGCAAGAAAGAUGCUGAUCUGUACUUGCGGAAACUGCUAACUUCGGGAAACGAUGUUCUGACGAUAAAGGAUAAUGAGCCGCAAAAUGACAUCAAUUACAAAUGUUUCAUGGCUACAAAUGAACUUAAUGAAAUGCGAGCCAGAUUUCGUUUAUUAUACGAAAACUCAUCUAUCCCGAAUGAUAUCGCUGAAGUUGUAAAAAAUGGACUGCAAGAGGACUUGCUCAAUCUACUCCUGAGCUUCCAUCCGUUCUAUCUUCGAUUGGGCUUGGAGACUAUCUUAUCCAUCAACAUGGGGAUAAAAACCAAUUUCAAAACCCAACUCAGAAUCAUUGCUUUUGUAAUUACGCAAAACAUUUUUAAAAAUCCCGAAAUCAUGAAUAAUCGGAAAUACGUGCAAGGAAGAGCAAAGAUUCUUGUCAAUGACCGUGGCACAGAAGCGCUUCUAAAACAUUUCUUAACAAAAAUGUGCCAGUUUUUAUUUAUUGUUGAUAAGGCAUGGCGAGAUGACAUAAUAUCAAGAAAAAAUCGUUGUAUUUUUGUUAAAUGGUCAGCUUAUAAGACUAUUAAUGAUGUGGUGGCAGUGUUAAGUCAGGAACUAAUGACUGGUACGAGCAAUUUACCGAAAACCCUUUCUCGUUUGGGUCUUUUUCUGGACCGCAAACAAGGAUUUUUUGAAGAGUUUCAGUAUCAUGUAACUGACCUACUGAAAGAUCUUGGUAAUGGAAUGAUUCUCGGGCGGACAGUGGAAAUUUUAGCUGAUCUACAAAAUGGCACAGUGAUACGUUGUUUGCGAGAUCCGGGUGGUGAUCGACUUCGUAAAGUGGGCAAUGUUAAAACAGUGAUUGAUUUUGCUAAGCGAAAGGGACUUCUUCCUGAAGACCUGUAUGUGGAUAUCGACGGUAUUGUGCAAGGAAAUAUCGAUGAAAUUAUACCACUUCUUUGGCGAUUUGUUGGCAAGGAAUUGGGCAGUAUCAAUGACUCAGAUAAUUGCGAUGUGGUUGAUUCAAUAUCUCAACAACUUCUAAGCCUCUUCGGCAUAUCAUAUGAGAUACGAAAUCCUAUGGAACUUGCUGACGGAAAAUUGUUUUCCUUUUUAUGGAAGCAAUAUUAUUCAUAUGCUACACCACCGUUUGAGCUCUUCGCUGGCAAUACAAUUUUGGAGAAAAUUGCAAAUGCUGCUGAGUGUCAUUUUGGAAUCCCAUCAUUGAUGCUGUUGAAGUGGAAAAACACACCUGAAGAAAAAGCACUCUGUCUCUUCACCAAAAUUUUCAUAUCACGCAUAUAUGAAUGUUAUAAAUUUACUUCUUCUGCAAUCAUAAUACAGCGUGCUUUUCGACGAUAUCGAUAUCGCAGCACUCUAAAGAUGAAUUAUGAUGUUCCUCAUAAAUUUGAAAGUGAUGUAAACACAUAUGUACCAGAUCAAAUAGCUCAGUUACCUCAAGUAAUGACGGAAGAUUUAGAACGAACGAAAGCUUCUAUCACAAUACAGCGAUACUUUCGUGGAUGGCUUGCACGGACACUUUGUCAAAAGAUGAAGUGUGAUAAAACCUUGCAAGAACGAGAAGUAAAAGCAGUUGUCAUACAAAAAUUUAUUCGGGGGUGGCUUGCACGAACAUUUUAUCGGAAAUUAUUACACGAACAGAAUACAAAACAACGGGAAAAUGCAUCAGUUGUUAUACAAAGGUGCAUACGUGGUUGGUUAGCACGACUACAUUAUCGGAAUUUGUUGCAUGAAAUAUCUUCAAGUAAGCGCGAAAGCGCUGCAAUCACAUUGCAGAAAUUUACUCGGGGGUGGCUUGCACGAACGUUUUAUCGAAGACUGUUACAUGAACAGAAUACAAAGAAGUGGGAAAACGCAUCAAUUGUUAUACAAAGUCGCAUACGUGGUUGGCUAGCACGACUGCAUUAUCGGAAUUUGUUGCAUGAAAUAUCUUCACGUAAACGCGAAAGUGCUGCGAUCACAUUGCAACGGUAUGCUCGUGGCUGGACUGCCCGUAAAAACUACCGUAAAAUGCGACAUGAAAUAGCUCUACGUAAACAAGAAUAUGCAGCAAUCACUUUGCAGCGGUAUUUGCGUGGGUGGUUAGCACGAAGAAACUAUCGGCUAAUGCAAAGGAAGAAAAUGGUUUUUCAGGAGGAAGAUGCAGCAUUUAUUGUGCAAAAUUUCAUUUCUGACACAGAAAGCAGGAAUGAAAGUUUUGAGAACAAAAUGCAUGGAUGCAAGGUUAUCAGUAGUAAAGAAUACCUACAGAUAUUACGUGAACUGAGAAGGCAGCAUAAUCGUUUGCGACUUAAACGUCAGAACUUUUUUCGAGCUGUCGAGGAUAAAAUAAAACUUGCACUCUUGCUUAAAAGAGAGAAAAAUCGACGCAUUAAAGCUGCCACAAUAAUACAGGCAUGGUGGCGUGGGUAUCUUAUUCGCAAGCGUUAUGUAACAGCUCGCAAUAAAAUAAAUGCGAAUCGUGUCGUUCGUCAGGAAGCAGCAACGGAUGAGGAACGGUCUGAACGAAUGCAACCGAUUAUGCAUCGAGUGAAGAAUGCAAUGGAAAAUUUGAAUUCAGAGCGCCUUUACAUUCGUUACAAAGCUACUGAAGUGUUGCAAAAAUUUGUUGGUUUAUCAGAGCUGUGUGCUCAGUACGUAUUCAACAACGGCUGUCUGGAAUGUGUUUUGGAUUCCUUGGAUAGUUGUAAUCGUGGUGUUGGAUCAACUGAAGUAGUGAUUCCUCUUUGCUCCAUCUUAUGGAGUAUAUUGAAGUUCAAAAUUAUUCGGAACAAUCUCGAAGAAGAACGCCGACAAGAUAUUGUGAGGCAAUGUUAUCAUUUCAUGUUAGCAUUUCACAAAGUUCCAGAUGUUGUGACCAAUUUAACUGCAGUUAUACUGGCAUUAAAUGCGAAUAAUAAACAGUAUAAGAAGGCAUCCUAUUUUAUUGCGGAAUUAACGAAGAAAUUUGCCAAAUUAUCAGAAUCUGACGAGAGAGUAAUUGCACUUCAAAAGCUUCAGUAUCAUGCUAGAUUAAAUUAG
Molecule: messenger RNA, 3675 nt
Organism: Brugia malayi
Lineage: Eukaryota; Metazoa; Nematoda; Chromadorea; Rhabditida; Onchocercidae
Gene: Bma-aspm-1
Product: IQ calmodulin-binding motif family protein
Exons: 30
Coding region: 1-3675 (1224 amino acids)
Biological process (GO): spindle organization; mitotic cell cycle; establishment of meiotic spindle localization
Cellular component (GO): spindle pole
Molecular function (GO): protein binding
Source: RefSeq, a predicted model, not a curated record